Dryobates pubescens (Downy woodpecker) is the source of this 1105-nucleotide messenger RNA. It is a transcript of the gene MRPL3, whose product is annotated as mitochondrial ribosomal protein L3. Bases 31 to 1053 code for a protein of 340 amino acids. Gene Ontology annotation, biological process: translation. The record is from RefSeq and is a predicted model, not a curated record. Lineage: Eukaryota; Metazoa; Chordata; Aves; Piciformes; Picidae. Gene Ontology annotation, cellular component: ribosome; mitochondrial large ribosomal subunit. Gene Ontology annotation, molecular function: structural constituent of ribosome. The transcript has 10 exons.
GAGGUCAGGGAAGGCGCCGGAAGCGACGGCAUGGCGGCGUGGGGGCUGCUGGCGCGGCUGGGCGCCCGGCUGCGGGCCGUGGCUGCCGUUCCUCCUCCCGGCAACAGGGAGAAGCUGAGCCUUGCAGUCAGGCACAUUAACAGCUCCACGUGGUGGCAUGAGCACCUCUCUGAAGAGAAUCUCCAGUUCCUGAAGGAGGCCACUGCAGAGGAGUACACAGCCCAGACAGCCAGCAAGCUGUGUCCUCUGAAGGAUGAGCCUUGGCCCCUGAACGAGUGGAAACCAGGUUCCAUCAGAGUUGGUGUUGUUGCAGUCAAGCUGGGGAUGAUGCCAUUGUGGACCAAGUCAGGGGAGAGGCAUGCUGUCACAAUGCUUAAGGUGCAGGAGUGCCACGUGCUGAGAUAUGUGCCUAAAGAAGAGGCAGGUGGGAAGAGACCUCUGCUGCUGGUUGGGGGCAAGAAUGCUUCUCCUUUUCAUAGAGCAGAGGCUGGCCUGGCGCUGUUCCGGGAGGCCGGCGUGCCCCGCAAGCAGAAGGUGACCACCUUCAGCGUGACAGAGGAUGCCAUCCUUAAACCAGGGACUCCUCUGUACGCCGCUCACUUCCGCCCGGGGCAGUUCGUGGACGUCACAGCCAAAACGAUUGGCAAGGGCUUCCAGGGUGUGAUGAAGAGGUGGGGCUUCAAAGGGCAGCCUGCGAGCCACGGGCAGACCAAGACCCACCGGCGGCCGGGAGCCAUCUCCACCAACAAAGCUGGCAAGGUGUACCGUGGCAAGAGGAUGCCUGGCAAGAUGGGCAACAUCUACAGGACCUCCUAUGGGCUGAAGGUGUGGAGGAUCAACACCAAGCACGACAUCAUCUAUGUCAACGGCACGGUCCCGGGCCACAGCAGCUGCCUGGUGAAGGUGAGAGACAGCAAGCUGCCCACCUGCAGGGCCUCCAACAGCCACCCUCCCUUCCCUACCUUCUUUGCUGAUGGGGAUGAGGAGCUGCCAGAGGAUCUGUAUGAUGAGGAGGUGUUCCAGUUCACAGAGCCAUCUCUCACCUGCCCUUAGUGCCCCCCAGAGCCUGGGGAGCACACUGCUGCUGCUUUCAUCAACGUUGUGA